Molecule: messenger RNA, 1482 nt
Organism: Neurospora crassa OR74A
Lineage: Eukaryota; Fungi; Ascomycota; Sordariomycetes; Sordariales; Sordariaceae
Product: short-chain dehydrogenase/reductase SDR
Exons: 1
Coding region: 277-1392 (371 amino acids)
Cellular component (GO): membrane
Source: RefSeq, a predicted model, not a curated record
CGAUGCCGUAAGCAACAAAAGCUAAAGCCACCUGCAAGUACAGCGGUAUCGGCAUGCAUCCGUACAGGUACCUUCCCAAACAGCUCUUACUUCCUAUUCGUACCCAAUCCCGCGUAGCACGAACUAUCCAUCUCCUCGCUUCUCCCGCCAGUUUGAACAUCCCAUUUUCCAACCCAUCAUCCACUGCAAAGCCAACAUCAACCCCUUUCCCCUAUGUCUUCUCCCAACACUCUUACCACACCAGCGCAUCCCGUUUGAACCACGAAAGACUCAACAAUGCCCGACAUAUGCCUCCACCAACCUCCUUCCUCACCUAUUACCUCUACCAGGACCUCACCCCUCCCCAGCUUUCCUCUCUCCGGCAAGACCGCCCUCAUAACCGGCGCCAACCACGGCAUCGGCCGCUCCCUCGCCUUUGCCUUUGCCCGCGCCGGCUGCUUCGUCGCCUGCGUAUCGCAUUCCUUACCUAGUCUACCUCUCGAUCCCGUAUGCUCCUCCUCCUCCUCCUCCUCCUCCUCCUUCUCCUCCUCCUCCUCCUCCUCCUCCAAUCCCAAUCCCACCACCGCCACACUAAUCAACACCUCCAUGUCCCUAUCCUUCCCCCCGGACAUGCAUGCUACAGGGACCCUGUGUAAGGACCGCGCUCGGGAUUUCAUCUACGACAUCACCGCCCCUUCAUCCUUCGCCCAGCUCGAGCGAGACAUUCUAAAAUGGGUGAACCAACCAGUCACAAUCUUGGUAAAUAACGCGGGGAUAGCCCGGGUCGAAGCCGUUGAAUACCAGACAGCUGCAACAGAGCCCCAAAAAAUGGAGACUUGGAACAAAGUAAUCGCUACCAACUUGACGGGCCCCGUGGCUUUGACGUACCAGUUCUUGCCGGGCAUGCUAGCUGCUGCUGCUGCUGGAGACGGAUGUAUCAUGAGCGUGGGGAGCAGGAACGCAGUGGUGCCGGUGCCGUUCAUGGCGGCGUAUAACGUGUCGAAGAUAGGGCUGUUGAAGUUUCAUGAGACGCUCGAGAGGGAGGUGGGCGGCGGUACACAUAGGGGUGUGCGCAACUUUUACGUGGUUCCGGGGAAUAUUUCCGGUACGGGCAUUUUGAAGAGGGAGGGUAGUGUGGAUGAGAGGAGUUAUCGGGAGAGUGAGCGGGUGAGACAGAUGGUUGAACGGAUCGAGGAUGCAGGGAAAAAAGGGGAUAAUGCUGCGACGAGAGCGCAAGAGUUUGCCGAGGUUUGUGUGCGGCUGGCGUCCAUGGGGAAGGAUGCAGAGAUUUUGAGCGGGCGUUACGUGGAUGCGGAACGAGAUGUGGAAGCGCUGUUGGAGGAUGCAAAGAAGGGGAAGGAAAGCAAGAUAUGUAAGAUGGGGUUGUAUCAGUUGAAGAUUGACAGGUUAUAGCCAUCGCUCAACGUGGGUGUAAAAGACGAGGAGUGAAGAUGAAAGGUCCGUCAUAGACAGCAUGCACAGAACUUGAAUCAUGAAAGUAAU